Molecule: messenger RNA, 3828 nt
Organism: Phytophthora nicotianae INRA-310
Lineage: Eukaryota; Oomycota; Peronosporomycetes; Peronosporales; Peronosporaceae
Exons: 4
Coding region: 1-3828 (1275 amino acids)
Molecular function (GO): protein binding
Source: RefSeq, a predicted model, not a curated record
AUGAAUCAUAUACACACAGCAACAGCAGCUAUCAAAGAUGAUACGGGUUUAACAUUCUCGAGCGAAGAGUCCAAAGAGGCCUAUACUCAAGCACUCCAGGAUCGGCAUUGUGGGCUGUAUCAAGAUGCCGUAAAUGCUUUGGAAGCGAUCAUCGAGAACGAAGCCGACUCGGAGAAACUUUGGGCUGAGCUUGCGAUCACAGAAUUCCAGCUAUGGGAAGCCCACGUGAGGGCAUUACACAUGCCUUCCAUUCUCGAGAUUUCAUCAACUACACAGUCCCGACGACCCCGUGACUUAACUGCCAAUGCCAAGCCACUGCACACCAUACUCCUACAAGAGGCCUAUAGCACAUUUCUCAUUGCGAUGGAGUACCCGAGCAGCAAAUCGAGCCCAGAGUUGCUGCUACAGCUCGUGAGGCUUUACAUUGAAUUUGGUUCAUACCGUGGUGCUCUUGCUGUAUGCACACUGCUUGUUGAAGGCUAUCCGACAUCACCUCGGCUCAAUGAGUCCAUUUUCUUGUCAGCGUUAACAGCAUCAGCUAUGGAUUGCCAUCGAGAGAGCGCGCAGUACUUUCAGUAUCUUGCCGAAGGACAAUCAUCGCUCCCGUAUCGACUUGCAGCGUAUCAAUUCAGCUUGCUAGCAGCUUUAGAGCUCUCCCGAGUGCCAGGCAUGCGUGCACUAGAGCGUGAAACUUACACUCAAGCGUACAAAGCUCUUGUUGCACUUCCUCCCGUGUUGCCAUCAGAGAAGACUGCGCACACAUUAUUCACGACGUCGCGAAAGAACGAAGAGCAGCGAACAUUAUUAUGGUGUCGUGAUGUUCAGACGUGGUUGGAUCUAGCGCAGCGGCUCGCUGGACCAGCCAAUGCCCCGCUUUUAGUUCUUUCAGCUCUUCGUGAAGCUCGACGCAGGAUGAACCCAGCGUCAGUUAAACUCCCUGGUGCAAAGCUUCUUCUGGAAGGUGCAAGUUUGCUACGUACUGGGGACGAUCCGGGUGCAGAAAAGGUAUUCGCUGAAGCGCUUUUGCGGCUGCCUCGGGAUGAAUACUAUAUCGCCCGUCAUGAGCGAUUCUUAUUGGAGAUAUGCAGUCCUUCAUGGCGAACACAUUUCGCUUUGGAGCACAGGAGUGCAGCACGUUUGCAAGCAUUUAUUCGGCAGUGUUGGAGGUUGGCGAAGUGGCGUCUCGGUGUCGCUUAUGUGUUGGAGCAGCGCCGCCAUGCGAUGGCAUUACGGAUUCAAUGCGCAUGGAGAGGGUUAAAAGCCCGACAGGAACUUGCAUUUUUGUGCGAGAAGCAACGAGAGAAGGAGGAACUUGAGAAUAUUGCCAUGGGUGACCAAGACGACAGACUGAUCGAGCUACAACUGAAUGCCGCCGCAAGGAAAAUCCAAUCACUGCUUCAGAUCGCGCGAGACAAACACACAGUUCGAGCUCUCCGUGCUCGAAAAAUUGAACGCGAGGCUCUCUUAGCGAGGUUUGCUGGUCGUCGUACCGAGCUUGGUCAACUUGGAGUCUUCCGUCGGUGGCGCAGUUUUGUUCUCACUCAAAAGCAGGAGCGCCUCAAUGCUGCUGUGCUCAUUCAGCGACAAUUUCGAGCCUGGCGCAGCCGCAAGCUCUGUAAACAGAUGCUGUUUCUGCGUCGACAACAAAAUAGUAUUCUGCAGCAGUGUCUUGCCCGACGCUCAGCAUCCGUGUUAUCACGUGUGUUUCAAGCGUGGCAUACAGAACUUGUUGAGGGUCGAAAGCAACGUGACUGGGCUUCACGACUCAUUCAACGAAGAUAUCGCUCAAGGUUAGCAGUUCGUCAGUAUCAUGUCGAGUUGCGACGCCACCGGGCUGCAACAGCCACGAUGAAUCGCUUGGUUUCGGAUCGCAGGCGACAACUGCUGUUAAAUUCUUGGCGGGCACUCGCAAACCACGCGCUCGUCCGUCGUCUGCGGAAACGAGGUGCGGCUGUGAAUAUCCAGAAGCACAUGAGGGGCGUACUCGCUCGAAAGCAAGCUAAACGGGUUCGAACGCGCCGUCGACGAGCGCUCAAUGUCCUUGCGGAGCUCACGCGUUCACGCGAAUCCCAGCUGCUGCAAACAGUAUUCGACCUUCUUCGUCAGUGUGUUCAAGCCUACCACAAAAGGAGAUAUGGUGCUGUAAUACGCAUCCAGGGACUCGUUCGGGGAUUUUUCACUCGCCAAAAGCUCCAUCGACGGCGUGUGGCAGAAAUGCUGGUCAAUGGGGCCGUAACAUUUGGCAGUGGGCUUAAGGGCCAGCCCCGGGAUAUCAAAUUAUGGGCAUGUCUGCUAGCUCUAUCCCGGUGCAUCUCACUGCGUCAUGCUGCUGUAAUUCAGGUGCAGCGGUGGUGGAGGCAUAGGCGAAAGCGCUCUCGUACACUUCUAGUACUUGAAAAGCGAGCGGCGCAACGUCGUCUACUGGGUAGACUGCAACAGAGCUUCUACACCCUAGCACGGAGCUUCUUCCGACAACUUCGUGCAGAAUGCAACGCCAAAAAAUCCCGGCGAAACGCUGCAGCAAUCAAAAUUCAACGCCGACUCCGAUGCUGGUUGAUGCGUCGACGGUACCUCAGCACGCUUGACAGGCAUUCGGUAGCUGCUCAGCGUGGCAAGAAAGCGGCAAAGAAAAUAGCGUUCCAACGAGUGUGUCGAUUGUUUUAUGGCUGGCGAGAAGCCACGCGAGCGACAAAACGAGAGCAGUACGAGGCAGCUUGUCUUUUACAGCGAACAUUCCGUCGUCACCGUGCACAGCGCCAAGCACGUUGUAUCAUGGCCAAAAAGGCUGCCCAGACACGAUUAUUGGCGGCAGCAUCACAAAAGCCAUUGGAGCGUUGCUUCCGUCAGUGGGAGGCCGCGGCUCUACUUGAAAAGAGUGUGCUGCAAGUGCGCAGCUCAUCACUGACCAAGUCAAGAGAACCCACACCUGUCAGUGGCCAGCGAAAGCCUGGUACUGUUCCUGGAAUCAAGUUGGACAAGCCUCUCACACUCGAGGAGCGCGCCGAGAUUCCGUCCAUGCUCUUCUACACGCUUCUCAAUCGUGUGCGCCAAACCGGAAUAUGCCAGCUCUCGUACAGCGGCGGCACAGUGUUCAAGGGACCCCAGCUCCGACAACUCAUUUCGCUUUCCACCAGCAUAAUUGUCGACAGUGGCGGUGGUCUCUUCACAACCAGUUCAACGUCCAGCAACUCACUGCUGAACCUCAACGAGCAGGUCGUGGACGCACUCGACGCGUGCUCCAGCUCCCCCUCCAACUGCCCUGUGCAGUCUCUCAUCCUGUGCAACGCGCCACUCCGAGCUUCCCACGCGUCCGUUUUAGCAACCAUAUUGCGGCGCAGCUGGCACAGUUCCAACCUCGCGCUUGUGUCUGUCGUACUGGCUAACGUCCCGCUCGCUCCUGCGUCCGUCGUGUCCCUCGCGUGUGCAUUAGCUCAGAAUCCGAGCUGCUUGCAACAACUGGUUCUAGAACGCUGCCAAGUGGGUAGCGCCGGUGCUGCCGCGCUAUUCGAGGCACUGACCUACAACCGAGCGCUAUGGAAGCUCGACCUCAGUGGGAACCACAUCGCGGACGCUGCUUGCCCCGCUCUAGCACGAGCUCUAUUGGCCGACAGUCAGCUGCGCGUAUUGGCGCUGAGCCGCAACUUCCUGUCGGACCGCGGCGUGUUGGCCUAUCUGGCUCCAACACUGGCAUCGAGUCAACUGGAGACGCUCGUGCUGUUGCAGAACCCGCGCAUGUCGUCACUGGGCGUCGCCGCACUACGCCAAGCCGCUGCAGCUUCAAAAAGUCCGUCCUCGGAUCAAUUAGGGCUGCGCGUCGUUUCGGAUUGA